Pyricularia oryzae 70-15 is the source of this 983-nucleotide messenger RNA. RefSeq lists its product as uncharacterized. NCBI's taxonomy places the organism in Eukaryota, Fungi, Ascomycota, Sordariomycetes, Magnaporthales, Pyriculariaceae. Gene Ontology annotation, molecular function: cutinase activity. Gene Ontology annotation, cellular component: extracellular region. The record is from RefSeq and is a predicted model, not a curated record. Bases 164 to 814 code for a protein of 216 amino acids. The transcript has 4 exons. Gene Ontology annotation, biological process: carbohydrate catabolic process.
GAGCGUCGCAUUUGCUUCUUCCCCUGAAUCCCGAAAAGUUGUGAUGCCGUGCGUACACGAUCAAGCCAGCUCCUCAGACCUAAAGUGUUGCCACCUGAUCCGUUCCUCGGGCUCGUCGUCGUCCGAUUUUAGUACCAAAUCCCCCCCCCUUUAAUCGCCAAAGAUGAAGGUUUCCGUGACCUUGGCCACCCUUGCCGCCGUCGUGUCGACGGUGGUGGCGGCUCCCACUGCCAUCCUUGAAGCCCGUCAAUAUGGGGGCGAUACCUACAACCAGCUGACGGACGGCACGCCCUGCCGGGACAUAACCGUUAUCUACGCCCGUGGAACUACGCAGGAUGGAAAUGUCGGCGACCCUGCCGCGGUCGGGCCGCUCAUCUUCAACGCCCUCGCCGGCAUCGUUGGUACCGACAGGCUGGCGGUCCAGGGUGUUACGUACGCGGCCAACAUUUUGGGCUUCCUCCUGGGCGGAGACCCCAACGGGGGCAAGGUCAUGGCGGCCAACGCAGCAACGGCAGCAUCAAAGUGCCCGAACACCAAAAUCGUCCUCUCAGGCUACAGCCAGGGCGCUCAGGUCGUCCACCGGGCCGCAGGGCUCCUGUCCGCGGAUGUCGCUAGCAAGGUUUCUGCUGUCCUCACCCUGGGCGACCCGUUCCAAAAACGCACCUUGGCCAACAUUCCAGCCUCCAAGUGGAAGGUCAUCUGCCACGACGGCGACAGCAUUUGCACGGGUGGCAUUAUUCCCAACGACCCACACAAGAACUACCAGAUUGACGCCCAGACUGCUGCGGCCUGGAUCGCAUCGAUGGUCGCAUAGGUUACCAGGUCGCGUUGGGUUUUUGAUGGGUGAGGUGGUUUUACGAGAUUUCCUUGUCUGGCACAGUUUUGGGAAGGAUUAAUUACGACAAUAAUGGCCUUGAUGAUGGAUAUAAUGCUAGAAGUAGUAAUUUGUUGGUAAUCAUGCCACUAAUUAUAUUGGAAUACCC